Esox lucius (northern pike) is the source of this 618-nucleotide messenger RNA. RefSeq names its product NADH:ubiquinone oxidoreductase subunit B11 (gene ndufb11). The record is from RefSeq and is a predicted model, not a curated record. Bases 79 to 534 code for a protein of 151 amino acids. The transcript is spliced from 3 exons. Lineage: Eukaryota; Metazoa; Chordata; Actinopteri; Esociformes; Esocidae.
GGUUCCGGAUCGACUCGGAAGUAUUAUUCUAUUAUUAUUAUUUUUGCAGUGUGUGGUGAACCAAAGGGGUUCCUGAAAAUGCUCUCUCGGUUUUCAAGGUUUGGUCAUUCCCUGACCCGUUUUCCCUAUAAUAGGUUGUGCGGAACUCGGUUAAUAUCCCAUUCGCCAAACUCCGGUGCUGCUGGUUCCGCCACUGUGUCAGAUUUGCAGCCUUCGCAUGCUAAGGAAAGUCAUGGACACUCCGAGGUCAGCGCGUUUGAGAAGAAUCCAGAUUUUCAUGGGUUCUCUCAGGACCCUAUCGUUGAUGAGUGGAACAUGAGGAUGGCCUUCUUCUUUGGCAUCUCUGUGGCCAUUGUUGUUGGGGGAACCUUCAUCCACUAUUUGCCAGAUCAUGGAAUGAGGCAAUGGGCCAGAAGGGAAGCUGAAAGGUUGAUAACACAGAGGGAGGCUGCAGGUCUUCCUCUUAUGGAGGAGAACUACUAUGACCCAAGCAAGAUUGUGCUACCAGAAGCGGAAGAGAAGAAUACACUAUAAAGAGCUCUACAAUUAUAAUUUGUUUAGUUCUGUGUGACUGUAAAUUUAUCUUCAGUAUAAUCUUAUAAAAUGUCUACCACAGCA